UUUUCACGAGAAAGCACACAUUUAUAUUUCUUGUUGUCGUUUAUCCCAGCACCUGAAAACAUGGCAGAGGCGGAAGAUACCCAGAAGAAGAAGAGGAUUUUCCGAAAGUUUACCUUUCGGGGAGUUGAUCUCGAUCAACUCCUGGAUAUGCCAAAUGAGCAACUUAUGGUUUUGAUGCACGCUCGUGCCCGGAGGCGUUUUUCUCAUGGUCUGAAGCGAAAGUCUAUGGCACUAGUAAAGAAACUAAGGAAAGCAAAGAAGGAAACACCGCCAAAUGAAAAGCCAGAAAUUGUUAAGACCCAUUUGCGUAACAUGAUUAUUGUACCUGAAAUGGUUGGUUCCAUAGUUGGUGUAUAUAAUGGGAAGACGUUUAAUCAGGUGGAAAUCAAACCAGAAAUGAUUGGUUACUACUUGGGAGAGUUCUCUGUCACCUAUAAACCUGUCAAACACGGUAGGCCAGGUAUUGGUGCCACUCACUCUUCCAGAUUUAUUCCACUAAAAUAAUUUGUAUUCUUCUGUGAAUAAAAUAUUUAAAAGUCAA
Molecule: messenger RNA, 541 nt
Organism: Colletes gigas
Lineage: Eukaryota; Metazoa; Arthropoda; Insecta; Hymenoptera; Colletidae
Gene: RpS15
Product: 40S ribosomal protein S15
Exons: 3
Coding region: 61-504 (147 amino acids)
Biological process (GO): ribosomal small subunit assembly; translation
Cellular component (GO): ribosome; cytosolic small ribosomal subunit
Molecular function (GO): RNA binding; structural constituent of ribosome
Source: RefSeq, a predicted model, not a curated record